This is a messenger RNA of Leucoraja erinaceus (little skate), 7357 nucleotides long. RefSeq names its product A disintegrin and metalloproteinase with thrombospondin motifs 3-like. NCBI's taxonomy places the organism in Eukaryota, Metazoa, Chordata, Chondrichthyes, Rajiformes, Rajidae. Gene Ontology annotation, biological process: extracellular matrix organization; proteolysis. Gene Ontology annotation, cellular component: extracellular matrix. The transcript is spliced from 22 exons. The coding region runs from base 1915 to 5445 and encodes 1176 amino acids. The record is from RefSeq and is a predicted model, not a curated record. Gene Ontology annotation, molecular function: metalloendopeptidase activity.
UAGUGAUAGUUUUUCAAAAGUCUUUAGAUUCUGGAGUAGUUCCUGAGGAUUGAGGGUAGCUAAUGUAACUCCACUUUUUAAAAAGGGAGGGAGAGAGAAAAUGGGGAAUUACAGACCAGUUAGUCUAACAUUGGUAGUGGGGAAACUGCUAGAGUCAGUUAUUAAAGAUAGGAUAGCAGCACAUUUGGAAAGUGGUGAAAUCAUUGGACAAAGUCAGCAUGGAUUUAUGAAAGGUAAAUCAUGUCUGACGAAUCUUAUAGAAUUUUUCGAGCAUGUAACUAGUAGAGUGGAUAUGGGAGAACCAGUGGAUGUGUUAUAUCUGGACUUUCAGAAGGCUUUCAACAAGGUCCCACAUAAGAGAUUAGUAUACAAAUUUAAAGCACACGGUAUUGGGGGUUCAGUAUUGAUGUGGAUAGAGAACUGGCUGGCAGAGAGGAAGCAAAGAGUAGGAGUAAACGGGUCCUUUUCAGAAUGGCAGGCAGUGACUAGUGGGGUACCGUAAGGCUCAGUGCCGGGACCCCAGCUAUUUACAAUAUAUAUUAAUGAUUUGGACGAGGGAAAUGAAUGCAACAUCUCCAAGUUUGCGGAUGACAUGAAGCUGGGGGGCAGUGUUAGCUGUGAGGAGGAUGUUAGGAGGCUGCAAGGUGACUUGGAUAGGCUGGGUGAGUGGGCAAAUGCAUGGCAGAUGCAGUAUAAUGUGGAUAAAUGUGAGGUUAUCCACUUUGGUGGCAAAAACAGGAAAGUAGACUAUUAUCUGAAUGGUGGCCGAUUAGGAUAGGGGGAGAUGCAGCGAGACCUGGGUGUCAUGGUACACCAGUCAUUGAAAGUAGGCAUGCAGGUGCAGCAGGCAGUAAAGAAAGUGAAUGGUAUGUCAGCAUUCAUAGCACAAGGAUUUGAGUUUAGGAGCAGGGAGGUUCUACUGCAGUUGUACAGGGUCUUGGUGAGACCACACCUGGAGUAUUGCGUACAGUUUUGGUCUCCUAAUCUGAGGAAAGACAUUCUUGCCAUAGAGGGAGUACAGAGACGGUUCACCAGACUGAUUCCUGGGAUGUCAGGACUUUUAUAUGAAGAAAGACUGGAUAGACUCGGCUUGUGAGGCCAGUUCAUUGGCUAUAUUUAAGAGGGAUUCAGAUGUGGCCAUUGUGGCUUAAGGGAUCAGGGGGUAUGGAGAGAAGGCAGGUACAGGAUACUGAGUUGGAUGAUCAGCCAUGAUCAUAUUGAAUGGCGGUGCUGGCUCGAAGGGACGAAUGGCCUAAUCCUGUACCUAUUUUCUAUGUUUCUAUGCCUCUUGAAUGCAGGUUCAGUAGACUAUGUCUGUACAAUUGCUAUUUGGGGAUGGUAUUGUGAUAUCAGUUACUCCAACUUUUUGAGUCUAUCUUCGGUUAAACCCAGCAGCUGCCGUUCCUUCCUACAUUGUAUUUCGUGUCUGGAUUGUUUGCAAGAAUGUCACUGUGCGUUUGCACUUCGCACAUGUGACAAUAAAACACCAUUGAACUAUACUAUGUCUUCCAAUAUAAACACCUUCGUUGUUGCUGCGGUCUGCUUUGUUGAGGUUCGCUGAACAUUCAGAAGAAACGUUUGCAGUUGCCAGGGGUGGAGGCGUGGUUUCCCCAAAUGCAUCGUGCAGAACAGCCAGCAGCGAUUGCGAUCCGUGGUCUCCGUGAACCAAGUCUGUCUUCUUGGCAGCUCGGUGUCAGCAUGUGUUUGCACUCUAGGCGCUGACGUCAAACUAGCGCUGGCGCUGUGUAGUUUAUUACCCGGGGAAGGAGGGCAGGAGUCAGUGUCGGCGCUGCAUACUGUCUUUACACGACUGAGCUCCUUCACUCACCAACCCGGGACCCGCACGGUCAUACAAUCCCCUUGGGUUCGCUUUCUUUCCCUGAGCUUUCAUAUUAAAGGUUAAUCGACGAGGUGAUGCUUCUCCUGUCAAUGUGGCUCGUAGCUGGGACAUUAUUGCAGAGUUUGACUACUACAGCAAUACGUGCUGAAUCCAAAGUAACUGACAACAGAGAGUUUUUGGAAAGAUUUGCUUCUCUGGGUCAGGAGUACGGACUGGUGACUCCGCUCAGAACGGAUGCCCGGGGCCGCUUCGUGUCUCACUUGGUGUCGGGCACUGCGGCUCGGAGGAAACGGCAGAGUGGCCCUGAGUCUUGGUCCGUGGAUGCAGGGGAGGCACACGCCAAGCUUCACCCUCUCUUCUUCAAUGUCACAGUCUUUGGUCAGAACUGGCAGCUGAGACUGAAGCCCAGCAACCGGCUGCUGGCCCCAGGAGCUGUGGUGGAAUGGCAGGAGGAUGAGCGGAACCAUACAGAGCCUCUCAACAGGGACUGCAUCUACACUGGGGGCAUCAGUCAUAUUGCAGGAGCCACAGUGGCCAUUAGCAACUGUGAUGGACUGGCUGGCAUGAUCCGAACAGAUCAAGGGGAGUUUUUUAUCGAACCACUUGAAAAGGGAAAGCAAGCAGAGGAAGAGGAGAAAGGUCGAGUCCAUGUGGUGUACCGCAGGUCAGCUGUCCAGGUCUCGCAUCCUGAAGUCCUUGACGACUUUCAUCCAACAGGAUCUGACUUUGCUGGUGACCUAGACCGUGUGUAUGACAAGGUUGGAAAACGAUUGGAUGAAACCUUGAGGCAACGGAGACAUGCGAAAGAUGAUGACUACAACAUUGAGGUGCUCUUGGGAGUGGAUGACUCCGUAGUGCGGUUCCAUGGGAAAGAACAUGUCCAGAACUACCUGUUGACCCUAAUGAAUAUAGUUAAUGAAAUUUACCAUGAUAAAUCAUUGGGAGCUCAUGUGAAUGUGGUGCUGGUGCGAAUGAUCAUGCUGGGAUAUGCAAAGUCCAUCAGCUUGAUUGAAAGAGGGAAUCCAUCUCGAAGUUUGGAGAAUGUCUGCCGUUGGGCCUCCUCUCAGCAAAAAUCAGACCAAAAUCAUUCCGAGCACCACGACCAUGCCAUCUUUUUAACAAGGCAAGAUUUCGGUCCAGCGGGAAUGCAAGGAUAUGCUCCAGUGACUGGAAUGUGUCACCCAGUUCGUAGCUGCACACUGAACCACGAGGAUGGCUUCUCUUCAGCAUUUGUUGUAGCCCAUGAGACUGGUCACGUCUUGGGAAUGGAACACGAUGGUCAAGGAAACCGGUGUGGUGACGAAACCAGUAUGGGAAGUGUAAUGGCACCCUUGGUCCAAGCCGCAUUUCAUCGAUUUCAUUGGUCUCGAUGUAGUGGGCAAGAACUUAAGCGAUAUCUUCACUCUUAUGACUGCCUCCUGGAUGAUCCAUUUGAACACGAUUGGCCAAAGAUUCCAGAAUUACCGGGGAUAAACUACUCAAUGGAUGAACAAUGCCGCUUCGAUUUUGGUGUGGGCUACAAGAUGUGCACAGCUUUUCGCACCUUUGAUCCAUGCAAGCAGCUAUGGUGCAGCCACCCAGACAACCCAUUCUUCUGCAAGACAAAGAAAGGUCCUCCCUUGGAUGGAACAGAGUGUGCUCCUGGAAAGUGGUGCUACCAAGGUCACUGUUUAUGGAAGACUUUACAGCAGUUAAAGCAGGACGGCAACUGGGGAUCAUGGAGCAAACUCGGAUCCUGUUCUCGAACCUGUGGAUCGGGCGUCCGAUUUAAAACUCGCCACUGCAAUAAUCCAGCGCCUGCCAAUGGUGGUCAGGAUUGUCCUGGUGUAAACUAUGAAUAUCAGCUGUGUAACAAAGAAGAUUGCCCACGGCAUUAUGAGGACUUCCGAGCCCAACAGUGUCAACAACGGAAUUCGUACUAUGAAUAUCAGAAUAUGAAACACCACUGGCUUCCAUACGAACAUCCUGACUCAAUAAAGAGAUGCCAUCUGUAUUGUCAAUCCAAGGAAAUGGGAGGAGUCGUCUACAUGAAACAAUUGGUUCAUGAUGGUACUCGCUGUUCCUAUAAAGAUCCCUAUAGCAUCUGUGUAAGAGGGGACUGUGUGAAAGUGGGAUGUGACAAAGAAAUUGGUUCAAACAAAGUGGAUGACAAGUGCGGAGUGUGUGGUGGGGACAACUCACACUGCAGGACGGUGAAAGGAACAUUCACCAGAACACCAAAGAAGCAGGGCUACUUAAAGAUGUUUGACAUCCCACCUGGUUCUAGACAUGUGUUCAUCCAAGAAGACGAGGUAUCUCCUCACAUUCUUGCUGUCAAGAACCAGGCGACAGGCCAUUACAUUCUGAAUGGUAAAGGAGAGAAAGCCAAGACAAAAAUCUUCAUUGAGUUGGGAAUAGAAUGGCAGUACACCUUGGAGGACAAUAUGGAAACUCUCCAUACAGAUGGCCCUUUACAUGAUGCUGUGGUGGUCCUGAUUAUCCCUCGGAAUAAUAGCACCAAAUCAAGUCUCACCUACAACUAUAUUAUCCAUGAAGACUCUUUGCCAACCAUCAGCAACAAUAAUGUGCUUCAGGAAGAUCUUGACGUAUUUGAAUGGGCUCUGAAGAGCUGGUCCCAGUGUUCCAAACAAUGUGCUGGAGGUUUUCAAUACACAAAAUAUGGAUGCCGCAGGAAAACGGAUAAUAAAAUGGUUCAUCGCAGUUACUGUGAGGCAGACAAAAAGCCAAAACCUAUACGCAGAAUGUGCAACCUACAGGAAUGUAAGCUGCCUGUGUGGAUAGCAGCGGAAUGGGAACACUGCACAAAAUCCUGUGGGAGUUCUGGCUAUCAGAUCCGCACUGUCCGCUGCAUGCAUCUGAUGACUGAUGGAAUGAACCGCUCAGUGCACAGUAAAUACUGCACUGGUGAACGCCCUGAGAGCCGCCGGGCUUGCAAUCGAAAGCCCUGCCCGGCUCAGUGGAAAACCGGGCCAUGGUUAGAGUGUUCCAUCACAUGUGGUGAAGGAAUUGAACAAAGGCAAGUUACAUGCCGUGCAAGUAAUCAGUGUGAUGGGGAAAAGCCAGAAGCAACAAGAGUCUGCAGACGUCCUCCUUGUGGUGAUGAGCCCUGCCUUAAAGACAAGUCUAUAUUCUGCCAAAUGGAAGUGCUUGCUCGGUAUUGCUCCAUCCCAGGCUACAAUAAACUCUGUUGCGAAUCCUGCAGCAAACGCAGCAGCACUCUGCCUCCCCCCUUCUUCACCGGCACUGCUGAACUAGAGGAGUUAAUGGCUGAUGCUGACAACAGAGCUAGUAUGGAGAUGGCACCAACACAUCAACUGGAUACCGCACUCAGGAGCAGAAGUCCAAAUGGCAACAGGCUGGCAAGAGGAAGGAACACACAGCCCAGUGCAAUAACCACAGGCCUCGGCAAAACAAAAGGUGUUGGGUCCUCUCAAAAAAGCCUUGCUUCUGCUGACAGCAGGCCUCACAGAUUGGUGGCAUCACAGCAGCAUUUGCUUCAAAGCAGCACUCGCCUUCCCGUUAACAGAUCCACAGCUUCCCAGUCAACGGACAGGACAACAACAGACAGACAUACCACAUUACAGUCUCCUCUGGUAAACACAUGAAGGAGGAUGCUUCCUACAUGCAAUAGACAUUCCUCGGUGAAAAAAUAAUACCAUUGUUAAAAUUGUAGAUAUCAUAUUACACUAAAUAUUUAAAAGGACUUUGGGUUACUCCAGUGGAUUUAAACUGGCAAGUGUUUUUUUCCCUCUUUCAAUGAGAUGUGAAGUGCUGGCACUUUAUUCUUUUGUAUCUGAGCAGCCCCCAAAUUUUUUGUGCUUACAAAGUCACCAAAGAUUUUCCAAAUGUGGAGGACAGAACUCAUUCUGCCAGUUGUGACAACAUGUUCAUUUCAUACGAUGUGUUUAAAAAAAAAUCAAAACCAUACAAUUAAAGAGGUGCUAAUGUUCAGGUUUUGGCGGUGCAUUGAUCAAUAAGAAAAUGGCAUGUCGUCAAGUCAGUCACAUUUGUCAGUGAAAUGAAUAAUUUGUCAUUUGCAGCUGCUGUGUAAAUAUUGUACAUGCGAAUGUUAGCAUUAGUUAUUAAAAAUACAGUUUGCUCCAAUGGAUGUUUACCAAUGUUACAUAACCAUGUCUAAAUAUCAGUGUAAGCCUGAUAUUGAAAAACGGUCUGAUUAUAGCAAAGAGUAAUACAUAAAAUGGGUUGCUGAGAAUUAGUGGUGGCUGUCUUACUAUGUUAACUCAAUGCAUGUAUUUACUAGCACCCAUGGACAGAUCACUCUAAUGCUAAUUGCUAAUCUACAAACUACUCAAUAAAUUGCAACAUGCUAUUUCUUUCCAGGUUUACGGCGUUCCAGUGCCUAGUUUCCAGCAUCUAAAUUGGCUCCUAAGUCCACAGUCCCAAUUGUUGACAGCAGCAGUGAAUAUAUUUGCCAAAAAAGUAACCAGUUUCCCUUCUCAGAUCCACUCAAUCAUACAUUCCAGGGCAUUAGUGUGUGUUUACGAUGAAGAAAUUUGGCCAGUCAAGUGAAAUAGUCUUGCAUAAGUAUCUUGCCAAAAGAAGCAACAGUAUUCUAGCUGUUCCCCACUCCCUUCCCUCAUUAAGGCCCAAUAAGGGACCAAUUCCCAAUCUUAAUCAAUUUGCACAGGAUAGAAUUAAAACAUUAAUACAAUUAUAGUGAGCCAAUGAGAAGGAUGCUGUUACUGUGAUUUACAACAAAUAAUUAAGAUAUCACAGUAGCAAUUGAUGAGUAGAGUACCUGUGAUCUCAAACUUAAAACAUCUUUAAAAUGACUAGCAGUAUUAAACAAAAAAGCUAAUAUUUUUUGGAGGAGAGAGAAUAAGGUUGAACUAGUGUGAAGCUGUGUCCAGUAUUUCAUUACAUAAUCAAAUAAGUAUAAUUAGGAUACAACAACUGAAAGCACAUUGUGGAAUACUAGGAAGAAUGUUUGCUAUUGCCGUGCCAGUAAAUCAGAAUUUCCAGUCAAACCAAUGCCUGAAGAAUUACUGCUGCCUAUCCGCAAGGCUUUUGAAAAUUAAUUAAGCUAGUGUAUAGUUUGUAAAACGACAACUCCCAAACCCUCAGACAGUUGCUUAGAAUUUUAAAAUGUCCUUCAUGCCAUGAAGGAAAAUAAAAUGAAUUAAUUUGUUUAAUUUGCUUUAAUUUGUACAAUAAUGUAGAUUCCUGUCAUAUUCUGAGUGUACACUACUGAUGCUGUUGGUUAUACUGAGAGAGCACAUAGCAAUAAAAGUAACUUCUGACAAUAUGAUUAGAUCCUAUUUGAAUUUUCCGCAUUGCUAGCAUUUAUGCCAUUUCAUUUUCCUACCUGGUUUACAUUUUACACACUGUACAGCACAGCAACAGGCCCUUCGGCCCACAAUGUUUGUGCAAAAUAUGAUGCCUACUUAAACUGAUCCAUGAUCCAUAUCCUUCUAUUCUCCGCACUUCCAUCUAAAAGCCAACAUCACUAUCGUAUCUGGCUCCACCAUCACUCCUGGCAAUAUAUUUCAGGCUCCC